Messenger RNA from Columba livia (rock pigeon), 5283 nucleotides. It is a transcript of the gene CLDN4, whose product is annotated as claudin 4. Gene Ontology annotation, cellular component: bicellular tight junction; plasma membrane. Lineage: Eukaryota; Metazoa; Chordata; Aves; Columbiformes; Columbidae. Gene Ontology annotation, molecular function: structural molecule activity. The record is from RefSeq and is a predicted model, not a curated record. Bases 3744 to 4373 code for a protein of 209 amino acids. Gene Ontology annotation, biological process: bicellular tight junction assembly; cell adhesion. The transcript has a single exon.
GGGCACGGUCCGGCAGGACCCGGCAGGGGGCUGGCAGCUCGCCCAGGGAAUGCCGGGUCACCCAUAGAUCUCAGUGUGCCCUGGGGCAUCCUCACUCUGACAGCUUUGCUGCAGCAUCCCGCUUCCUCCGAGCAUCGUCUGUGGGGGGUCCCCACAUUGCACCGCUUGCAUCCCCCUCCCUGGGCCAAGGCUGUCAUCUCCCCAUCCCUUUGACAACCACCUCGGCAGCACUUGUGCAUGUUUUCCCUGUUCAGAGCUGCUUUUUUGCUCAGAAAAUUAGGCAGGACUUUUGAUUUUGGAGUGAUUUCAGGUCCAAGGUCCCGUUUCUCACGUCUCGCGUCCCCCAGGGGACCCCACGGCUCCUCUCUGCUGAGCCGAUAAGAAUUUGCUUUCCCAUAGCAGGAAACAACCUGACUCUGCAUAUUUGAGCUGGUUGGGGGGGUUUAUGUUGGGCAAGGACUUUUUUUUGGGAACAUUCAGUCUCUGGCCUGCCGGUAACUAAUCCCCGCGCGCUGGCAGGGGAGGCUGCCAGCUCCGUGCCGGUGGAGCGGGAGGGCUGGUGGCCGUCCCUCUGUGCCUUGCUCAGUGGAUGUGAAGCCGGAGAUCCCAGUGGAUCACCGCUCCUGGCAAGUCUCACGUGCCUUUGUGGGACCUCAAGGUAGCCGGGGCAGCGAGCUUGUGCGUGGGUGCUGGGGGACGUGGGGCUGAGCUGGUGUGAGGUGGGAAUGUCACCUGUGUCCCUGGUGGGGACGUCCCGAAGUGCUUUGGCAGAGGAUUUGUGCCCCGAGCGCUCUCCCCGUGGGGCGUCCUCUGUCCUGAGCAAGGUCAGGGUGGCGCAGCUCCUGCUGUGUGCCUGGUGGCGUCCGGCAUUGCGGUGACACCUGCUCAAGGCUGUUGGUCCCCUCUCCCUGCCCGGGGAUGGCCUUGCUGCCCAGCCGUGGGGCUGAAAUGUGUCCCCAUCUCAAUGACACAGGGGUGAGGGGCAGAGGGCAUUUCCCGAGCCACAAAGGGCCAGUGGCCGAUGUGCCGGGAUGGCAGCUGUGCUGUCACCGAUCCCAUUAGUGUGCAGUGGGGCAGAGACUCAGGCCCCUGUGUCCCCGCACCCGCUGGGUGCCGCAGCAGCUGCAGGUGGUGAGGGCUGGGGAUGGGGUGAGCACCUGUUUUGGAGUGAGCACCUGUUUUGGAGUGGAGGAGCUCCCACCUGAGCAGGGGGACUGUGUUGCCACCAGGACACAUUCCUCGCUGUGUGUCCUUGCAGGUGGCGCUGGGACAAAGCUGGGGCUCAGGUCCUGCAGGAUGCACCUGGGCAGCUGGGAUGGGGCUGUGGCGCUGGUGUCCCUGUGGUCACAUCCCUGAAUGACACGUGUCAAGGUGCUUGGUGGUGCUGUGGUCCUGCCCGAGCUGCAGUAGCACCCUGGCUCAAUGGGUGCUGGGGAUGAGGGGCUGGCCCAUGGGGACAGGGGGCUGUUGCUCCUCCCCUCCCCGCCGAGUCCGUGUCUGUCUGUCCUGCUGGCCAGCAGUGCUGGGGACAUGGGGCCAGUGGUGCCGGCCUGGCAAGUGCGUCACUGGGGGACAUGGGGAUGGGCACAGGGGCUGUUUCUGGGUGGCAGCUGCCUGUUUGAAUAUAUGUCACGUUCUGGCUUUAAUUAUAGUAAUUGGCUGUUGGAGGGCCGUGCUGGCGCCUGCCCUUGCUCCAAGGGGGAGCGUGAGCACGUGGAGGAGUCCCUGUCAUUUGUCCCUGGCCCUGAAGCGUGUCCCUGUGUGCCUUCGGGGACAUGGCCCAUGCCAUUUGCACACACACACACGUGGUGCACGCCUGUCUCCAACCCCACGUAAUUUGGUGGUUACAGCAGCCAGCUGGGAGGUGAAAACCACAUUCAGCCUGGGGCAGAGGCCGGGGAUGCUCCAGAUCCCCGUGGAUUAAAGGGAGCCCCUGACCACAAGGCUCUGGCCCUGGGGUGGGCACGCUGGUAUGACAGCAAUGUGGGCGCUCCAGCAGGACAGACGGACAGACAGAUUGUCCCAGCAUGGCUCCCCUGGCACAGGUCAGGACCCCGGCUUGUCCCCGUAGGUGAGGGUGUGCCACGAGACCCGAGUGUCUCCAAGCACCCUGCCCGCUCCUGCCGCGCCGGGCACCGGUGUCCCCAGCCCAGGUGCUGUUGGCAUCGUCAUGGCACCGCAGGCAGGAACCACCUGGUUCUCCCCCUGUGUUAGGGCGCGAUGCCCGGGGACACCCCAGUGUGGGCAGCGGUAGCCAAACAAUUAGCACAAGUAAUGGGAUCGUAUCGGUAACUACAGUGCUUGGGAAAACAAAGAUAAUCUAUGGCCCUGUUAUCUUUUCCAGAGGCCUGGGCUUAAGCCGGGCUGGGAGAACGGUGCACUGUCUGUCUGUCCGUCCUUAUGGUCUGUCUGGCCUCAUGCUGUGCUUGCGUGGGUGCUGGAGGGACUUUGGAGGGAGCGAGGAGGGGAAGUGUGUGUGCAGGGUCUCGUGGAGUGAAGGAGAGGUUGGGCAGUGCCCAAAGCUUCGGCAUCAGUUUUGGCAUUGGAAUUGGCAUUGGUAUUUGCAUUGGAAUUGGCAUUGGUAUUUGCAUCAGCAUUGAUAUUGGUGUUGGCAUUGGCAUUGGCAUCGGCCUUGGAAUUGGUAUUGGCAUUGGAAGUGGCAUGGGCAUGGGCAUUGGAAGCGGCAUUGAUGUUGAUAUUGGUAUUGGUAUUGGCAUCGGUAUCAGUAUCGUUAUUGGCAUCAGUAUUGGCACUGGAGCUAGCAUCGGUAUUGGUAUCAGCACAGCUUGGCCACUGGCAUGGCCAGAUGUGCCAGAAUUCUGCCAGCAUGACAUGGUCCCCUGUCCAUGCUGCCCUGCCCGUGCUUGGCACCCCGGUCCCCACUGUGGCACCCCGAGGGUCACGUCUGCCCCCGCAGCCUGUGACCCACCGAGCCCGGCUGCAGCGCAGGCAGCAGGGCAGGGACCGGGCUGCCGUGCGAGCGCCGUCUUGGCAGUGGAGCACAAGGCGGGGUGGGUUCCGGGAUCUGCCCCCCCCUCGCCCGCGGCAGCACCGUCUCUCCUCCGCGGGGAGCCGGCAGCCGCUCCAACCAGUUUGUGGGUCUGGGUGGCGACACCUCCCGCCCCAGGCCUGGCAGAGGGCUGGGGAGCGCGGGUAUGGCCGCAAAAGAACAAGCAGGAGUCGGUUGUGUCCUGCUGGGCACGGCGCCCGGCGGCGGGGCAGGGCCGACGCGCUGCUCCCCGGCACGGGGCUGCGGGAGCCAGGGGCUGGAGCACCGCGGGAAAAGCCACCCUGUGAGCUGGGGGGAAACUGAGGCACAAAAGCAUAGAGGGACUACAUGUGGGUGAUGGAGCAGGAGGUGCUGGCAGCAAUGACAGAGACAUCCCAAUGUCUGGACACUGGCUUUUCCCCUUCAGCAUCCCAGGCUGAGCCCCAGCACUGCUCUUGGCAUCUGUCACCUGCCUGUGGGCAGUGGUGGGACACGCUCCCGCACCUGGGUGGCCUCAUCCCCGUCCCUUGCGCCCUCCUCCGCAAGAGCAGCCGGGAUAUUCAGUGUCAGUGCUGCAGGGAGAAAUAUAAGUGGAGGAAUCCUGGGAAACUGGUUUUACCCCUCCGUCCGGUGCCGGCGGCAGGACGGCGGCGGUGGCUGCGCUCCUCCCUCGGCGAAGGCAUAUAAUGCCCGCCAUGGUCCUGGCGAGCGGCACAGUGCUGAGGGAGGCGGGCAGGGGUGCAGGCAGAGAGCCAUGGCCUCCAUGGGGCUGCAGGUGCUGGGCAUCGCCCUCUCCGUCAUCGGCUGGUUGGCCACCAUCCUCUGCUGCGCCUUGCCCAUGUGGCGGGAGACGGCCUUCGUCGGCAACAACAUCGUGACGGCGCAGAUCAUCUGGGAAGGGCUGUGGAUGAACUGCGUGGUGCAGAGCACGGGGCAGAUGCAGUGCAAGUUCUACGACUCCCUGCUGGCCCUGCCGCAGGAUCUGCAAGCCGCCCGCGCCAUGGUGGUGGUGGCCAUCGUCUUGGCCGUCCUGGGCACCCUGCUCGCCGUCACCGGCGGCAAGUGCACCAACUGCGUGGAGGAUGACACCGCCAAAGCCAAGGUCAUGAUCGUCUCCGGUAUCAUCUUCAUCAUCGCCGGUGUCCUCAUCCUCAUCCCCAUCUCUUGGUCGGCCAACAGCAUCAUCCAGGACUUCUACAACCCGAUGGUCACCGACUCCCAGAAGCGGGACCUGGGCUCGUCCCUCUACGUGGGCUGGGCGGCCUCCGCGCUGCUGCUGCUGGGAGGGGGGAUCCUGUGCUGCACCUGCCCCCCCCGGGAUGAGAAGCCCUACUCUGCCAAGUUCACGGCUGCUCGCUCACUGCCAGCCAGCAACUACGUCUGAGGAGCCGCUGCACCCCCCUGGACCCCCCAGCCUCCCCAUGGAGCCGGGAGCUCUCGGGGCAUCCCUGGAUCACGGACCCCCCUGGCUGGGUGCUGGCUGGCGCCAAGGCGGUGGCAGGGCGGUGCGAGGGACGGCAGACAGAGCUGCCUUUGUUCACCGGGGGAUGGAAGCUGGUUCUUUAAUCUCGGUUGAGACGGAGAACAAGGCGAUCCUGUCCUGGCUGCCUCCCCGGCGGGGUCCCGCUCCCCCUGGAGCACCCGGUCACGGCAUCUUCUCUGAGACACCACCCGAUACCCCCCCGGAGCAUCUCCUGGCUCCCGGUAUCGGGGUGUGCCGUGCGGUGACGCAACUCCCGGGGCCUGUCCCGUGGGUGACAUGGGGCUCUCACUUGGUAAAACCCCCCAGGAUGCGUCCCCCCGGGUGGACGGCGGUGCUGAUGGGGACAGCAAACCUGUCCCACACUGUCAUGGGGACAUGGUGGCUCUGCAAACCCUGUCAGGGGCUUGAGGGGUGACAUGGGGGAUCUCAUCUGCUUGUACCCCCUGUCCCCCCUGUAGAUUUUGACACUGACCUACUUUCGGUGCUCGCAGUGGCGGUACAGACGGUACAGACGUGUGAUUUCUCGCAGCGGCUCUCCGGGGCGGGGGCAUCAUUAUCCUGGGAGUGGGAUGGCAGCGGCUGGGCUGGGAGAACCGGUCGGGGAGGCGGAAGCGGAGCGGGUCUGUGCACCCGCAUGGAGGGGGCGACUCCAGGAUCCUGACCCAUGGGGUGCCCCCAGCCCCAUAGUCCCCUGGCAUCCCCCGGGUGGGCUGUCUGGGGAGGGGGUGGCUUGUGGUGUCCCCUGGGACUGUGCUGCCAUCUGUCCCCAUGUCACAACCUUCCCACAUUAAACGGCAGCUGCUCAGCCCCA